AUGCCUUACGGCAGUGGGCGAUGGGGGAGCUUUUGGGAGAUGAGGGCGCGGCAGCUGCAGCAUCGAUUGCGGGUCAAAGAAGAAAGAAUCGUAGAGCUGGAACUGGAGAAUGCAGCUCUCCACCUGCAGCUGGCAGAGUGCCGAGAACGGAGCCAGCGGAGUGGCAGCGAGGCCUGGAGGACUGACAGUGGGCGGCGUGGACAGCCGCACAUGGGCUCCUUCUGGCGCCUGGCUGCAAGCCAGCUCUGCUGCCUGGCCCAGAAACUUAAGCAGGACUCAGAGGAGCUCCGGGCCUCGUCCAUGGCACUGCUGAGGGGUUACCAGGCUGAGUGUCGGCACUGUGUUUCGGAGGUGGUGGUGGCUGCACAGGAGGCCCUGCGAGUGUGGCAGUCCCAGGCUGCAUGUCUGGAGCAGUCGCUGAGUGAGGUCAGUGCACGCUACGAGCUGGAGAAACAGCGGAGAAAGUCCCUCCACAACAGCCUGGUGGACCUGAAAGGUGGCAUUCGUGUGCAAUGCCGAAUCCGCCCCCUGCUGCCCCUGGAUGGUGAACCUGAGGACACCGUCUCACAGGACAGCCCCGACUCUCGGGAGGUGGCCCGUGCAGUGGACAGCGAAACCGUCGUGGUGCAGUGCUGCCGUCCUGGCCACCCCCCCAUCAACAAGACCUACACCUUUGAGAGAGUCUAUGGGCCAGCGGAAACUCAGAGCAAGAUAUUUGGAGAGGUGCAACCUCUUCUCACCUCACUCCUGGAUGGGUACAACGUGUGCAUCAUGGCAUAUGGGCAGACGGGCAGCGGCAAGAGCUACACCAUGCUGGGUUCACAGCAUGGGGAUGAGCCCGCCGUGCCGACCGACGCUGACAGUGAUUGCGGCCUCGUGCCCCGAGUAGCUUGGGAGCUCUUCAGGCUGCUCUCUGAAGAGACCGCAGAGAGCCGGCAGGUGGAGGUGUCGGCAGUGGAAGUGUACAACAACAAUGUCUUCGACCUCCUGGCCGAAGGUGGCUCUGCUCAGGGACCCAGGGUCAAGCGUGAAGUGACCACGAUCCAGGAAGGAAGGCCAGAGGUUCCCCUGUUGACCUGCCAGGCUGUGGGCAGCGCCACAGAGCUCCUGGCCUGUGUCCGCCAGGGCCUGAAGCUCCGGGCACAGCAGCCCACCUUGGUGCAUGCCAGCUCUUCCCGAUCCCACCUCAUCAUCACUGUGACCUUGCCUGAGGCCCCCUCUUCCUGCAGCGGCCCCAGGAGUGAGAUGAACCAAUCCUCUCCUGCCCCUGGCCAGCCGGGCAGCCUCCUGCUCCCGCAGAAGCGAGCAGGGCCCUCCCCUCCAUGGCUUGUUCCCAAGGAUGAUGCCCACCAUGGGCAGCAGGAGCAUGUGCGGCCCAAACUGCAGUUGGUGGACCUGGCGGGCAGCGAGUGCGUGGGUGACUCUGGGGUGACCGGCCUGUCCCUGUGGGAGGCCUCAAGCAUCAACCGGAGCCUAGCCGCCCUGGCAGACGUGCUGGGGGCCCUGUCGCAGCGCCGGGCCCAUGUGCCCUACCGCAACAGCAAGCUCACGCACCUGUUGCAGGAUUCCAUUGGAGGCGAUGCGAAGUUACUGGUGCUGCUCUGUGUGUCCCCGGGCCGGAAGCAUGUGGCAGAGACGCUGCAGAGCCUGGCGUUUGGGGCCCGAGCACGGCAGGUGAAGCGUGGCCCGGCUAGGAGGAAGGCACCCAGGGUGCCAGUGAGGAAGGAGCCGUGUGCUGGGGGCUGUGCAAUGGAACCCUACUUCCCCUCUUAGGACCUGCA
Ochotona princeps (American pika) is the source of this 1781-nucleotide messenger RNA. RefSeq names its product kinesin family member 25 (gene KIF25). Bases 1 to 1773 code for a protein of 590 amino acids. Gene Ontology annotation, biological process: microtubule-based movement. Lineage: Eukaryota; Metazoa; Chordata; Mammalia; Lagomorpha; Ochotonidae. Gene Ontology annotation, molecular function: microtubule binding; ATP binding; microtubule motor activity. The record is from RefSeq and is a predicted model, not a curated record. The transcript has 15 exons.